Messenger RNA from Closterium sp. NIES-65, 3939 nucleotides. The record is from the annotation of a GenBank genome assembly. NCBI's taxonomy places the organism in Eukaryota, Viridiplantae, Streptophyta, Zygnematophyceae, Desmidiales, Closteriaceae.
AUGCCCACCGUGAUUGCCAGCUGGUUCAGACUCCCCAACGCGCCCCUCCAUGCGUGCGGGGCCACCUCCGCUAUGUACACUGGCACCUGGGGGGAGACCAGGUACCUUUCAGCCGAAACAGAACGAACCACCAUGCAUGAUGCCAUGCAUGAUGCCAUGCGUGAUGCCAUGCGUGAUGCCAUGCGUGAUGCCAUGCGUGAUGCCAUGCGUGAUGCCAUGCGUGAUGCCAUGCGUGAUGCCAUGCGUGAUGCCAUGCGUGAUGCCAUGCUUGAUGCCAUGCGUGCCAUGCUUGAUGCCAUGCUUGAUGCCAUGCGUGAUGCCAUGCGGGAUGCCAUGCGUGAUGCCAUGCGUGAUGCCAUGCUUGAUGCCAUGCGUGAUGCCAUGCGUGAUGCCAUGCGUGAUGCCAUGCUUGAUGCCAUGCGUGCCAUGCUUGAUGCCAUGCUUGAUGCCAUGCUUGCUGCCAUGCGUGCCAUGCUUGAUGCCAUGCUUGAUGCCAUGCGUGAUGCCAUGCGUGAUGCCAUGCGUGAUGCCAUGCGUGAUGCCAUGCUUGAUGCCAUGCUUGAUGCCAUGCUUGAUGCCAUGCGUGAUGCCAUGCGUGAUGCCAUGCGUGAUGCCAUGCGUGAUGCCAUGCUUGAUGCCAUGCAUGAUGCCAUGCAUGAUGCCAUGCAUGAUGCCAUGCAUGAUGCCAUGCGUGAUGCCAUGCUUGAUGCCAUGCUUGAUGCCAUGCGUGAUGCCAUGCGUGAUGCCAUGCGUGAUGCCAUGCUUGAUGCCAUGCGUGCCAUGCUUGAUGCCAUGCUUGAUGCCAUGCAUGAUGCCAUGCAUGAUGCCAUGCUUGAUGCCAUGCGUGAUGCCAUGCGUGAUGCCAUGCGUGAUGCCAUGCUUGAUGCCAUGCGUGAUGCCAUGCGUGAUGCCAUGCAUGAUGCCAUGCAUGAUGCCAUGCUUGAUGCCAUGCAUGAUGCCAUGCGUGAUGCCAUGCGUGACGCCAUGCGUGAUGCCACGCGUGAUGCCAUGCGUGAUGCCAUGCUUGAUGCCAUGCGUGAUGCCAUGCGUGAUGCCAUGCGUGAUGCCAUGCGUGAUGCCAUGCGUGAUGCCAUGCUUGAUGCCAUGCGUGAUGCCAUGCGUGAUGCCAUGCUUGAUGCCAUGCUUGAUGCCAUGCGUGAUGCCAUGCGUGAUGCCAUGCGUGAUGCCAUGCGUGAUGCCAUGCGUGAUGCCAUGCGUGAUGCCAUGCGUGAUGCCAUGCUUGAUGCCAUGUGUGAUGCCAUGCGUGAUGCCAUGCGUGAUGCCAUGCGUGAUGCCAUGCUUGAUGCCAUGCUUGAUGCCAUGCGUGAUGCCAUGCGUGAUGCCAUGCGUGAUGCCAUGCUUGAUGCCAUGCGUGCCAUGCUUGAUGCCAUGCUUGAUGCCAUGCUUGAUGCCAUGCGUGCCAUGCUUGAUGCCAUGCUUGAUGCCAUGCGUGAUGCCAUGCGUGAUGCCAUGCGUGAUGCCAUGCGUGAUGCCAUGCUUGAUGCCAUGCGUGCCAUGCUUGAUGCCAUGCUUGAUGCCAUGCGUGAUGCCAUGCGUGAUGCCAUGCGUGAUGCCAUGCUUGAUGCCAUGCAUGAUGCCAUGCAUGAUGCCAUGCAUGAUGCCAUGCAUGAUGCCAUGCGUGAUGCCAUGCUUGAUGCCAUGCUUGAUGCCAUGCGUGAUGCCAUGCGUGAUGCCAUGCGUGAUGCCAUGCUUGAUGCCAUGCGUGCCAUGCUUGAUGCCAUGCUUGAUGCCAUGCGUGAUGCCAUGCGUGAUGCCAUGCGUGAUGCCAUGCGUGAUGCCAUGCUUGAUGCCAUGCAUGAUGCCAUGCAUGAUGCCAUGCAUGAUGCCAUGCAUGAUGCCAUGCGUGAUGCCAUGCUUGAUGCCAUGCUUGAUGCCAUGCGUGAUGCCAUGCGUGAUGCCAUGCGUGAUGCCAUGCUUGAUGCCAUGCGUGCCAUGCUUGAUGCCAUGCUUGAUGCCAUGCAUGAUGCCAUGCAUGAUGCCAUGCUUGAUGCCAUGCUUGAUGCCAUGCGUGAUGCCAUGCGUGAUGCCAUGCGUGAUGCCAUGCUUGAUGCCAUGCGUGAUGCCAUGCUUGAUGCCAUGCGUGCCAUGCUUGAUGCCAUGCUUGAUGCCAUGCGUGAUGCCAUGCGUGAUGCCAUGCGUGAUGCCAUGCUUGAUGCCAUGCGUGCCAUGCUUGAUGCCAUGCUUGAUGCCAUGUGUGAUGCCAUGCGUGAUGCCAUGCGUGAUGCCAUGCGUGAUGCCAUGCUUGAUGCCAUGCUUGAUGCCAUGCUUGAUGCCAUGCGUGAUGCCAUGCGUGAUGCCAUGCGUGACGCCAUGCGUGAUGCCACGCGUGAUGCCAUGCGUGAUGCCAUGCGUGAUGCCAUGCGUUAUGCCAUGCCUGAUGCCAUGCUUGAUGCCAUGCUUGAUGCCAUGCGUGAUGCCAUGCGUGAUGCCAUGCGUGAUGCCAUGCGUGAUGCCAUGCUUGAUGCCAUGCGUGAUGCCAUGCGUGAUGCCAUGCGUGAUGCCAUGCGUGAUGCCAUGCGUGAUGCCAUGCGUGACGCCAUGCGUGAUGCCACGCGUGAUGCCAUGCGUGAUGCCAUGCGUGAUGCCAUGCGUGAUGCCAUGCGUGAUGCCAUGCGUGAUGCCAUGCGUGAUGCCAUGCGUGCCAUGCUUGAUGCCAUGCUUGAUGCCAUGCUUGAUGCCAUGCGUGAUGCCAUGCGUGAUGCCAUGCGUGAUGCCAUGCGUGAUGCCAUGCGUGAUGCCAUGCGUGAUGCCAUGCUUGAUGCCAUGCUUGAUGCCAUGCGUGAUGCCAUGCGUGAUGCCAUGCUUGAUGCCAUGCAUGAUGCCAUGCAUGAUGCCAUGCAUGAUGCCAUGCAUGAUGCCAUGCGUGAUGCCAUGCUUGAUGCCAUGCUUGAUGCCAUGCGUGAUGCCAUGCGUGAUGCCAUGCGUGAUGCCAUGCUUGAUGCCAUGCGUGCCAUGCUUGAUGCCAUGCUUGAUGCCAUGCAUGAUGCCAUGCAUGAUGCCAUGCUUGAUGCCAUGCUUGAUGCCAUGCGUGAUGCCAUGCGUGAUGCCAUGCGUGAUGCCAUGCUUGAUGCCAUGCGUGCCAUGCUUGAUGCCAUGCUUGAUGCCAUGCGUGAUGCCAUGCGUGAUGCCAUGCGUGAUGCCAUGCGUGAUGCCAUGCUUGAUGCCAUGCGUGCCAUGCUUGAUGCCAUGCUUGAUGCCAUGUGUGAUGCCAUGCGUGAUGCCAUGCGUGAUGCCAUGCGUGAUGCCAUGCUUGAUGCCAUGCGUGAUGCCAUGCGUGAUGCCAUGCUUGAUGCCAUGCUUGAUGCCAUGCGUGAUGCCAUGCGUGAUGCCAUGCGUGAUGCCAUGCGUGAUGCCAUGCGUGAUGCCAUGCUUGAUGCCAUGCGUGAUGCCAUGCGUGAUGCCAUGCUUGAUGCCAUGCUUGAUGCCAUGCUUGAUGCCAUGCGUGAUGCCAUGCGUGAUGCCAUGCGUGAUGCCAUGCUUGAUGCCAUGCGUGCCAUGCUUGAUGCCAUGCUUGAUGCCAUGCGUGAUGCCAUGCGUGAUGCCAUGCGUGAUGCCAUGCGUGAUGCCAUGCUUGAUGCCAUGCGUGCCAUGCUUGAUGCCAUGCUUGAUGCCAUGUGUGAUGCCAUGCGUGAUGCCAUGCGUGAUGCCAUGCGUGAUGCCAUGCUUGAUGCCAUGCUUGAUGCCAUGCGUGAUGCCAUGCGUGAUGCCAUGCUUGAUGCCAUGCAUGAUGCCAUGCAUGAUGCCAUGCAUGCUGCCAUGCAUGAUGCCAUCCGUGAUGCCAUGCGUGAUGCCAUGCGUGAUGCCAUGCGUGAUGCCAUGCUUGAUGCCAUGCUUGAUGCCAUGCGUGAUGCCAUGCACAAUACCACGAACCAGAAUGCAGCCAAGAGGGUCUACGCCAAGCGGAGGCUUACCACGUAG